AGGGGGGGAGACAGCUGAUGCCUGUCAAAGCCGGAGCCGUCGCGCUCUCGCGAGAGCCCGCCCGCCGGUAGCCACGGGAUGCGGGGCUCAGGUGCGGGCAGAGCGCAGCGCAGCGCGCCCGGCGCCGGGCAGCGGCAGGCAGAGGAGUGAGACGGCGGGGGCCGGAGGGAGCCUCGCCGCCCUCUCACCCACCCACCCAGCCCAGCCCCGGCCACCGUGGAGGCGGCGGCGGCGGGGGCAGGGUCCGCUGCGGCACCGCAGCCACCGGCUCCGCCACCGCUAUCCGCCACCGUCCGUGGCUUCCCCCGGCGGGAGGAGAGCGCCCGGAGAGCACUUUCCCCCCGACUUUAGGAGUGUUUGUGGAUUUACAUGCCAAGCCUUCAAGAUGAUGUCCAUGAACAGCAAGCAGCCGCAUUUUGCCAUGCAUCCUACCCUACCUGAGCACAAAUACCCCUCUCUACACUCGAGUUCGGAAGCAAUAAGAAGAGCAUGUCUACCAACUCCACCGCUGCAGAGCAAUAUCUUCGCCAGCCUCGAUGAGACCUUGCUGGCGCGGGCCGAGGCUCUGGCCGCCGUUGACAUCGCCGUUUCGCAGGGCAAAAGCCACCCUUUCAAGCCGGACGCCACUUACCACACCAUGAACAGCGUGCCCUGCACCUCCACCUCCACUGUGCCCCUGGCGCACCACCACCACCACCAUCACCACCACCACCAGGCGCUGGAGCCCGGAGACCUCCUCGACCACAUCACCUCCCCCUCGCUGGCGCUCAUGCCCGGCGGAGGCGGCGGCGGAGGCGGCGGCGGCGGCCACGACGGGGCGGGUGGCGGCGGCGCCGGGGCCGGCAGCGGCGGGGCCGGCGGUGGCGGCGGCGGUGGCGGCGGCGGCGGCCUCAUCUCCACCUCGGCCCACCCGCACUCUCACAUGCACGGCCUGGGCCACCUCUCGCACCCGGCCGCCAUGAACAUGCCGUCGGGGCUGCCGCACCCGGGGCUGGUGGCAGCUCACCACGGGGCAGCUGGGCAGGUGGCCUCGGCGGCGGCUGUGGUAGGAGCGGCUGGCUUGGCCUCCAUCUGCGACUCGGACACGGACCCGCGGGAGCUGGAGGCCUUCGCCGAGCGCUUCAAGCAGCGCCGCAUCAAGCUGGGGGUGACCCAGGCCGACGUGGGCUCGGCAUUGGCCAACCUGAAGAUCCCGGGGGUGGGCUCCCUCAGCCAGAGCACCAUCUGCCGCUUCGAGUCCCUCACUCUCUCCCAUAACAAUAUGAUCGCCCUCAAACCCAUCCUGCAGGCCUGGCUGGAGGAGGCCGAGGGCGCCCAGCGGGAAAAAAUGAACAAGCCCGAGCUCUUCAACGGGGGCGAGAAGAAGCGCAAGAGGACUUCCAUCGCCGCCCCGGAGAAGCGUUCCCUGGAGGCUUACUUCGCCGUCCAGCCUCGGCCGUCCUCUGAGAAGAUCGCCGCCAUCGCUGAGAAAUUGGACCUCAAAAAGAACGUGGUGCGGGUUUGGUUUUGCAACCAGAGACAGAAGCAGAAACGGAUGAAAUUUUCCGCCACCUACUAGGAGUGGGCGGGAGGGGCGGCCCGGGCACCGGGGGGGGCCGGGCUGGGGCCGCGGGGGACGCCUAUGCACCGCCGCAGUCGCCCGAGACUCCGUGAGAAGCUCCUGAGGACCAAGGGACGAUGUAGAAAUGAAACGUGAACUACUCGAUGAGAGGGAAAGGGGGGCGUGCGCGGGGAGGGGGGCUGCUCCAUCAGUUAUUAAAACAAAAAGACACCGGGACACCAACUAGAAGAAGGAGGAGAGAGGAGGUAAAAACGCUCUAGAAACCCGUGUGGGUCACUUCUGCGGCCCCAGGCCCACCUCUGUCCGUGUGUGUCCCCCCCCAUGCCCCCCAACAGAAAGCGGGAGAAAGAGCAACUCAAAGCGUAAACACACAUAAACACACACCAAUAAAUGCCGUGACAGCAACAACCACAAA
Messenger RNA from Pogoniulus pusillus (Red-fronted tinkerbird), 1976 nucleotides. It is a transcript of the gene POU4F1, whose product is annotated as POU class 4 homeobox 1. The record is from RefSeq and is a predicted model, not a curated record. Lineage: Eukaryota; Metazoa; Chordata; Aves; Piciformes; Lybiidae. The transcript has 2 exons. The coding region runs from base 386 to 1558 and encodes 390 amino acids. Gene Ontology annotation, molecular function: DNA-binding transcription factor activity, RNA polymerase II-specific; RNA polymerase II cis-regulatory region sequence-specific DNA binding. Gene Ontology annotation, biological process: regulation of transcription by RNA polymerase II.